Molecule: messenger RNA, 729 nt
Organism: Peniophora sp. CBMAI 1063
Lineage: Eukaryota; Fungi; Basidiomycota; Agaricomycetes; Russulales; Peniophoraceae
Source: the annotation of a GenBank genome assembly
AUGGACCCGGUACCGCAAGCAUCCUCCGUUCAGCCCCGCCGCGUUGCGUUCAAAGUUGCCAUCCUCAACUCAGGAUUCCUUAUGACCCCAGAGCACCUUGAGGUCAUCUGUGUAUGCCAUGAGGUGCCAGAGCGCAAGACGAAAGGCGCCUUGCGCGCGUUCAACGACUACCUCUUGUCUAAACCGGAGACUAAGGGGCUUGUCGUCACCACGACCAGGUCGCGAAACUACGUCUUCAUCCAAACCACUGCAGUCGUCUUUGAGCAGGAGGUUUACAAUCGCGUAGUCGGGAGCUUGCUGGCCAGGGGGCAUAAGCAAUAUUUCCAGAGGCUCACGCCCUGGGUGACUAGAACGAUCAUGGAGAAUCAUCCGCGCAUAUUCAACGUCGAUAAGAUCUUCAACUCUGACGCUGAGUCGGAUGUCGAGGACGACAGCGAAGAUCUUGACCACUUUGAUCCCGCGGACGUGCCCUGGGUGGUGCGCGCUUGGGACAACUUGAGCAGUAAGCCACUGCCUGACAAUAUCAAGGCCAGCGUCGAAAGACUUUGCAAGGCUCAAUGGAGGAAGCUCAAAGGACAACCUCCUGCGCCAUCCUCCGUGGAUAUGAGGCACGGUCAAGUUUUUGAGAUGGAGAUGUCGGAGGAGGACCAGGUUCUGCUCCAUGCCGAUAUGCCCGGAACGGUGUCAAACACGCCGAACUCUUCGACGGCCGUAAAGAACAGCGCCUAG